CUGUCCCUGGCGAAUAAGAGAGCAAAAUUUAACCACAUUUCUGACAGUACUCACGUAUUCUUGGCGCUCGCUGUCGGGAACCUGAGCAAGGAUUUUGCCAACGAUUGACGAAAGAUGAAACAGAAUCACAAAACGGAGGUUAGCCGCACAAGGUUUCGCCUGUCGUCGCUUUUAUGCAUAGUUAGUCGUUUCAUCGUGAUUUUGCACAACAUCGCAAAUGUUACUAGCGACAGUUUGCAAAGCGGUGAGAACUGUGUAUCAUCUAUCAAAGGAGUUGUUCUCGUGAAACACAAUUACGCAUCAUUUGUUGUCCAGAACAUGUUUGCGUGUUAUUACCAGUGUAAAGGAGACAGACGAUGUCAGAGCUUUAAUUUUUAUGAAAAGACGAAAAUUUGUGAGCUGAACAACCGCACUCAGAUCGUGGGACAUUUGAAUUUUCAGCCACAGGAGGGCGCCUUUUACAUGGAGAACCCCUUCAGAGCCACUCCAGGCUCCUUUUCCGAGCUUCCUGCAAUCUCCUGUCAAGAAAUAAAGGAAAGUUCAGGCGGACUGGUACCUAGCGGAAGAUUUUGGUUAGAUUCAGGGGAGUCUGGUGACAACCUCAAGACAGCUUACUGCGAUAUGGAAAGAGGAGUCAUCGUGGAAUGCACCGCCAAUCCAUGUCAGAAUGGUGGCUCAUGUGACUAUCAGGGGAAGGGACAGUAUACAUGUCGUUGUCCACAAGGGUACAGCGGGGAUCACUGCGAAAAGGACGCGUGUUCCAGCCAGCCAUGUUUGAACGGAGGCAUAUGCAAUGCUACCGCGAGUGGUUUUACAUGUUCAUGUUCGCCAUUGCUAACCGGUGUACGCUGCGAGAUUGGUAUAGGGGUCGGGUGUGAUAAUUACAUAACGAACAAUGACCUUGAUCGGAGUGUUCAUGUACGUCAAUCCAAUAACAAUGGUAAAUGCGAUAAAACGUUGUUAGAGGGCUGGUACCGCUUCAAUAGCACCGCGGGCACAAGAAUACCAGACUACUGUGUGAAUACGACAAUGUGCAACACUCAUUCUCCUGGUUGGCUCAACGGGAUCCACCCGACCCCGCAAGAGGGUGCCGUGAACCGCACUAUUUGUUUCCAUUUCGGCUCAAACUGUUGCGCGUGGACCUCAGCUAUAAUGAUGAGGAAUUGUGGGUUGUUUUCUACGUAUAAACUGUCACCCACUACACAAUGUUCCCUCAGGUAUUGUGUGACAAAUUAGACUGCGUGACACUGGAAGCUAAGUAGCAUAAAGCUGAACGACUUGGCUCAGUUCGACUCAGUGGCAAAGUAGUUUCCAAAGAGGCUUUUGACUGGCCAGAUCGGGGAAGUAAAAAGCUGUACUAGAUACUAAAAAGAGUGAUAGAUGUAGAUAAACUAAGGUAACCAACUGAGGACAGCUGUGGUUUCAUUCAGAGCACUCACCAUCAUCAUUUAGGUCGGGAAUCAAACGUUUCGGUGGGAGAUGACAUGGGAUAGAACAUGCUUAGAGGAGUUUUACAUUGCGAGUAUUAUUCUCACGCUUAUGAAAACAGACAAUUUUGUUGUUAGCUGUGUUUAAAGUCAGAGUACACAUGCAAAUCAAAACUACUAAAUUCUACAGCUUCCUUGAAAAAAAAAGUGAUAUUAGUCCACAAUUUUACGAGGGAACACGCGAUUAAUUGUUUAUUAUGUAAAGGGCAAAGUUUCUUUUGCU
This is a messenger RNA of Pocillopora verrucosa, 1710 nucleotides long. RefSeq lists its product as uncharacterized. Gene Ontology annotation, molecular function: calcium ion binding. The record is from RefSeq and is a predicted model, not a curated record. NCBI's taxonomy places the organism in Eukaryota, Metazoa, Cnidaria, Anthozoa, Scleractinia, Pocilloporidae.